AUGGUUUAUGUUAUGCCCGGCUCGUCUGAAUCAAUAUUGCCCUCCACAAUCACAGCCUAUGGUGGCGCAAAUUGUUCAGCGCUAGCUGUAUCACGUGAUGGAAUGACUAUUGCCACAGCGACUGACGAUUACGUAAAUAUAUACCCCGUAUCGUCACUAUGGCUUCCUUGUAUAAGCUACAAUAUACCAAUCCAUAUAAAAGACAACAACAUUGAACUGCAAAGUAAAAUAUGCAAACACUCAAAUUGCAUAUACAAGGAAAAGCUGAAACCUUAUGAACGCACAGUUAACCAAAAAAAACGUGAACGUAGACAAAAUUCCAAGCAACGCUCACAGACUGAAGGAACAAUACAAAAUUUGUAUUUUUUUGGAGAAGAUAAUAGGCAUCUAAUUGCGAUUGGUCCAUCAAUGUUUCUCGUUUAUGAUCUAAUGACCAUGGAUUUGGAUCCAAUAAUAUCCUUUGAUAUGCGUUAUUUUGGUCUUGAUUCUGAAAUGGAAGUUGGGAAAUCAGGCACAUUCUUGGUUUCCCUCACUGUACUAAACAUAGAUCGCAAGAUUGUACACAGUGAUCAAUAUGAAAAACCGUUAUCAUCUAUAGAUUUUGUACUAAGUGUAAAACCGUAUAUACCCACAUACUAUCGCAUUUUGUUUGAUGAAGAUAACAAUUGGUGGAUUGUAGACUGCCCUUAUACUGUUGGUAUUAUUCCAGAGGAAUCUCUCGAUGAUGAUGUCCCAUACCUAUUGUUUAAUCAUGCUAGAUCGCAAUAUCCAAAAAAUACACUCUGUUCUCUUGUUUCAGAUCCAUGUGUAAUUGUGGAUUUGGAAGAUUCAAAAUAUACUUCUGGUAUAACGCCAACAAGUAGCUCUAAUCUCUCAAUAAAUUCUUGCAUCCCCUCAAACUCGACAAAAUGUGCUAUUGGGGGUAAUAAAUCCUCUGUUUCAAGCUCCAGUGCGGACGAUGAAAAUCUACAGGAGGGCGAUACAGAAAUACCAAUAUCUAACGAAAAGAAUGAUUAUAAAGAUGAACCUGCUGGUGAAGAUAAAAUUCCAGAGUAUAUAAAUGGGAAUAACCAAAGUUAUGUCUGUCAAAUCCCAUCAUUUGGAACCCUAAGUAAAAAGACUAAAGAUGUAAAGCCCAAAAAAAAUAUUAUAGCAGAUACAAAAAGCGGUACAUAUUAUCCCUUUUGUCUUUUGGAGCAAAAAGUCAACUAUACAGAUAAGGAAAUUCUGGAACAUGCAAAAUAUAUUGGUGAGGAGGACAUUGUUAUUUAUUAUAAUCAACAAUUUUUGUUUUCUACAUCAAUCCCAAUAUCUACCAUUAUAAUGCUAAAGUUUACACUUUGUAAUUUUUUUCUAGUAAAGUGGAAAGAUUCCAAACCUUAUAUUGAGCUAAAAUGGAUUGGGAAUACAGAUUCUACAAUUAUAUCGGACAUUCUUCUAACCAAUGUAGGAAUUAAGGUACAUACCUUCUUGUCUAGAGGAUAUGGGAAGCUAUUUACCAUCAUAGCUUCUGAUCGCUUCUUUCUUUUAAAAUACACAUCAAGUUCUCCAGUAUCUGCAAAUUUAAAACGUUGCAAUAAUACAAUGCUAAACGGAAACUCGGUGAAAAUGCACAUACUAAACAUUGUCGAAAAUGAUGAAGAAAGUACAAUUGCAUUACAAUACACUCACUAUGAUCCAGUUCUCAGGCUAAGAUAUUGCACCGCUUCAUUUAGCAACGAUGAAACCGGAGGAUAUCUAGUGAUUUGUACCAACUUUACAACCCAGUGGGGAUUGCAAUUCUUUAACCUAGUAUCGCAAUCUGGUGUAGAUGCCAUUCGUUUAAUACUCGACAUAUCCAAAUGCAAAGGAUUCACCCAUAUAUUAUGGCCACCAAAUCACAACAAACUCAUUGUUAUUUCAAAAAUUAAUGGUGAACUCUACCAGUUGGAACCAAAAACAAAGAGAAACUGGGUAGGACUCAUUCCCAAUUUCUCAGCAAUUGAUAAAAAUAUCGAAGUUAUCGAAGAAGAGGACAUUUUUGAUUCCGUAAAAACAUCAAAACCUGCUCAAGAUCUGACAAGGGUAGAAAAGGUACCCAAGAAAAAAAGAAUCGAAAAAACAAACUACCCCUUUUAUCACCUAGGAUUCUCCCUAAUUGGAGACAACUGGAACAAUCUCGACUUUUAUCUAGAUAUACAAGGACAAAAACCAACCAUACAUGCAGACACUAGUGAAAAUAAACUAACAUAUACAAACAAAAUCAAAUGUGCUCUAGAAAAUUUUAAAUAA
Messenger RNA from Theileria equi strain WA, 2271 nucleotides. RefSeq lists its product as hypothetical. The coding region runs from base 1 to 2271 and encodes 756 amino acids. NCBI's taxonomy places the organism in Eukaryota, Apicomplexa, Aconoidasida, Piroplasmida, Theileriidae. The record is from RefSeq and is a predicted model, not a curated record. The transcript has a single exon. Gene Ontology annotation, cellular component: Set1C/COMPASS complex.